Messenger RNA from Monodelphis domestica (gray short-tailed opossum), 2126 nucleotides. It is a transcript of the gene ATP6V1H, whose product is annotated as ATPase H+ transporting V1 subunit H. Gene Ontology annotation, biological process: proton transmembrane transport. Gene Ontology annotation, cellular component: vacuolar proton-transporting V-type ATPase, V1 domain; lysosomal membrane. The record is from RefSeq and is a predicted model, not a curated record. NCBI's taxonomy places the organism in Eukaryota, Metazoa, Chordata, Mammalia, Didelphimorphia, Didelphidae. Gene Ontology annotation, molecular function: proton-transporting ATPase activity, rotational mechanism.
UCUCCCGGCUUCCGCAGUCCAAGGGCUAGUCACGUGCUAGAUCGUCACAUGAUCCGCUCUCUGUCAGUUUGAGACUGCAACAGCCGGUUCCCUCUUGGUUACGCGUCGGCCUAAGAUUGUACUGGGCCAGGGACUUUUCCUGUCUCCUUUGCUCCAGGGCAAAGCUUACACUCACGCCCCCAGACCUCGGCCUACCGCACGGCCAGGACCCGAUCUGACUCAUUAAUUAUUGAAGAUCUAUUAAAAAAAUUCAAGACCACAAAUUUAGAUGACCAAAAUGGAUAUUCGAGGUGCUGUGGAUGCUGCUGUCCCAACAAACAUCAUUGCUGCAAAGGCUGCAGAAGUUCGGGCCAACAAAGUAAACUGGCAGUCUUAUCUUCAGGGACAGAUGAUUUCAGGUGAAGAUUGUGAAUUUAUCCAAAGGUUUGAGAUGAAAAGAAGUCCAGAAGAGAUGCAAGAAAUGCUUCAAACUGAAGGCAGCCAGUGUGCCAAAACAUUUAUAAACUUAAUGACUCACAUCUCCAAAGAACAGACAGUUCAAUACAUACUAACCCUGGUUGAUGAUAUGCUUCAGGAAAAUCACCAACGUGUUAGCAUUUUCUUUGAUUAUGCUAAACGUAGUAAGACUACAGCAUGGUCCUACUUUCUGCCAAUGUUGAAUCGCCAGGAUCUUUUCACUGUCCACAUGGCAGCAAGAAUUAUUGCCAAAUUGGCAGUAUGGGGAAAAGAAUUGAUGGAAGGCAGUGACUUAAAUUAUUAUUUCAACUGGAUAAAAACUCAGCUGAGUUCACAGAAACUGUUGGGUAGCAGUAUUGCUCUUGACGCAGGAACAACAGGCGGUGCAAAUGAGAGUUCCCAGUACGUGCAGUGUGUUGCUGGAUGUCUUCAGUUGAUGCUGCGUGUUAAUGAAUAUCGCUUUGCUUGGGUAGAAGCUGAUGGAGUCAACUGUAUAAUGGGAGUUUUGAGUAACAAAUGUGGCUUCCAACUCCAGUAUCAAAUGAUUUUCUCAAUAUGGCUACUGGCAUUUAGCCCUCAAAUGUGUGAACAUCUUCGUUGCUAUAACAUCAUUCCUGUUCUGUCUGAUAUCCUUCAAGAAUCUGUUAAAGAGAAAGUAACUAGAAUCAUUCUUGCAGCAUUCCGGAACCUUUUAGAAAAAUCAACUGAAAAGGAAACUCGCCAAGAAUAUGCCCUGGCUAUGAUUCAGUGCAAAGUUCUGAAGCAGUUGGAGAACUUGGAUCAGCAAAAGUAUGAUGACGAAGAUAUCAGUGAAGAUAUAAAAUUUCUUUUAAACAAACUUGGUGAAAGUGUUCAGGAUCUUAGCUCAUUUGAUGAAUACAGUUCAGAACUCAAGUCAGGAAGGCUGGAAUGGAGCCCUGUUCACAAAUCAGAGAAGUUUUGGAGGGAGAAUGCUAUAAGAUUAAAUGAAAAGAACUAUGAGCUAUUGAAAAUCUUGACAAAGCUUCUGGAGGUGUCAGAUGAUCCACAGGUCUUAGCUGUUGCUGCACAUGAUGUAGGAGAAUAUGUAAGACAUUACCCACGAGGCAAAAGGGUUAUUGAGCAACUUGGUGGGAAGCAGCUGGUAAUGAACCAUAUGCAUCAUGAAGACCAGCAGGUUCGCUAUAAUGCUCUUCUGGCUGUGCAGAAGUUAAUGGUUCACAACUGCAUCUCACUAUGCCAAUAUGUUGGCUCUAAUAAGGGGACGACUUCUGAUACUUCGUUUGGAAUAUCUUGGUAAACAACUACAGUCAGAACAACCUCAAACAGCUACAGCAAGAAGUUGAGUUGAUGUCCAUUUUCAAAAUUUCCAACUCUCCAUAUAAUAGCAUAACGAGAAUAAAUCUAAAUAUUUAGAUUCAAGAGUAAAUGAUUUUAUUUGUAAUAUUCACUCCUGUUACACCAACAUUUUUUUUCCUUUCCAAUUUUUUUUUCUUCUUAUGCUGUCUUCUGGUGAAAGUGAUUAUCUCUUAAGUUGUAUCAUUUGAAUAAUUUUUAACAAUUGCCUUUUAAAAAGCUAGACUUUUCCUAUAUCUACAAAAAUAUAACAGUUACAUGUAUUGCCUUUGUUUUCUAUAUUUAUUGUGGUCUUAAAAUGAAUAUAGCUAUUAAAAGAUAUACAUUCCAGAGUA